GCCCAACAACCCAAGCAGGGUGUUCCGAGUAGCCGCCGCCAAUGGAGAUCGGAAAAUCAAGCCUCCGUCUACACAGUCGCCUUUCUCUUUCCAAUCUCCGCUUCAUCGCUUUCUCAUCUUCAUUUUCGACUUCAACUCCAGCAGUAGACUUCCUAAACGACGCCGUCGAAGACGACAACGAUUCCUCCACCACCACCUCUUCCUCCUCCAAACCCACCACCGUUACUUCAUCCUUAUCACCAGCAGAAUCCCUUGUUGCGGAAAAGCUCCACUCUUUAAUCAAAAACCACCAUCGCAAAAACCCUACCUUAAACCCUAAUCCCAAUUCCCCGAACCCCAUAAACCCUGAUCUCACUCUCCCAACUCUCUCCUUCGAUUUAUACAAAAUCUCCCCCGUCCACUCACUCUCUCCGGCCGUCAUUGUUCACGUAAUCGAGAAAUGUAGAUCCGUUCGUCACGGCAUACCCUUUUCUCAGACCUUGGCGUUCUUCAACUGGGCCAUUUCCCGUUCCGAAACCCUCAUUUCCCAUGAGCCUUAUAACGAGAUGAUUGACCUGGCCGGAAAGGUACGCCAAUUUGACGUCGCUUGGCAUUUGAUUAAUUUGAUGAGGAGUAAAAAUGUUGAAAUCCCAAUUGAAACUUUUUCGAUUUUGAUUCGCCGGUAUGUUCGUGCUGGCUUGGCUAAUGAGGCUGUGCAUGCCUUUAAUCGGAUGGAGGAUUAUGAUUGUAAGCCCGAUAGGAAUGCGUUUUCGAAGGUGAUUAGUGUUCUCUGUAAGAAGAGAAGGGCUGUUGAAGCUCAGUCAUUUUUUGAUAGUUUGAAAGAUAGGUUUGAGGCUGAUGUGGUAGUGUAUACUAGCUUAGUGCACGGGUGGUGCAGGGCUGGCAACAUGUCUGAGGCUGAGAGGGUUUUUGGUGAAAUGAAGGCAGCUGGGAUUCAACCCAAUGUGUAUACUUAUAGUAUUGUUAUCGAUGGUUUAUGUAGGUGUGGGCAAAUUACGCGUGCCCAUGAUGUUUUUGCUGAGAUGAUUGAUGUUGGAUGUGAGCCAAAUGCGAUCACUUUUAACAAUCUUAUGCGAGUACAUGUGAAAGCAGGGAGGACUGAGAAGGUGUUGCAAGUUUAUAAUCAGAUGAAGAGGCUAUCUUGUGUGCCGGAUGUGAUAACUUACAAUUUUUUGAUAGAGACUCAUUGUAGGGAUGGGAAUCGCGAGGAUGCGAUUAAAGUGUUAAAUUCGAUGGUUUAUAAAGGGUGUGAACCUAAUGUUCAUAGUUUUAACCCGAUUUUUAGGUGCAUUGCCAAGUCGGGGGAUGUCAAUGCUGCUCAGCGGUUGUUUGCAAGGAUGAAGGAAUUAAAGUGUCAAACUAAUACUGUGACAUAUAACAUUCUGAUGCAGAUGUUUGCUGAUUCAAAAUCUACAGACAUGAUUAUCAAGCUUAAGAAGGAAAUGGAUGAGAGUGAAGUUGAGCCUAACGUGAACACUUACAAAAUUUUGAUUUCAAUGUACUGCAAAAUGGGACAUUGGAAUAAUGCAUACAAGUAUUUUAGAGAGAUGAUAGAGCAGAAGUAUCUAAAACCAAGUCAGCAAGUUUACCAAAUGGUCUUGGAACAGCUUAGGAAGUCUGGCCAGAUGAAGAUGCAUGAGGAGCUGGUGGAGAAGAUGGUUUAUAGGGGAUUUGCUUCUCGUCCCUUGUAAAGGAUAGUUAAAAGUGGCUCAACCAGUUGAAUUUGGUGAUGGAUGACAAGUAGUGAGCGCUAGAAUGGUGACUUUGAACCUUCUCACGAGGCAUCUUGGUUUGGAGCUCACGUCAUCUGUGGCAGUCCAACAUAUGAGACAUCCUUUCUGCACCUCAAGCAGCUGCUAAUGGGGUGCUUCAUUGUUGGAAAACCCAGAGAACGAUGAAAUGUGUAGAUAAUUGCACUAUUUGGCUUCAAAAGAAGCUUGGCAAUUGGGAGUUUCUUCUUUAUCUGUACGUCGCUUUGCAUUGGAAGUUCUAAUGCAGCUUUCCUUAGUCUGUUUCUUUGUAGGGUAGAGAAGGGUUAUGUUUGCAGUAGGUGACAAGGAUUGUGAGAAAGUGCAGAAAUGUUUUAGCUAUUGUACUUCGGGCUGUAUCAUUUGUGGAACUAGCAUUACAUUUUGUCUCCAUGAAAUCAGGCUUACCUGUUUGGCAGUGUGCUGCUAGCAGUCUUUCCUGGAACAUGAGUACAUUCUAAUCCUUUUGCACGAACGUUCACAUCCAAACUUUCACUUA
This is a messenger RNA of Coffea eugenioides, 2247 nucleotides long. Its product is annotated as pentatricopeptide repeat-containing protein At1g20300, mitochondrial-like. The transcript has 2 exons. NCBI's taxonomy places the organism in Eukaryota, Viridiplantae, Streptophyta, Magnoliopsida, Gentianales, Rubiaceae. Bases 42 to 1691 code for a protein of 549 amino acids. The record is from RefSeq and is a predicted model, not a curated record. Gene Ontology annotation, molecular function: protein binding.